Molecule: messenger RNA, 2062 nt
Organism: Saccoglossus kowalevskii
Lineage: Eukaryota; Metazoa; Hemichordata; Enteropneusta; Harrimaniidae
Source: RefSeq, a predicted model, not a curated record
AUGGACAACUUUGUUCCCCGGGCAGCUGCGCAACAGACUUACACGGCGUAUCCUGGGGUCAACCCAUGUGUCGUCGGAUUUCAAAACAUGUUUCCGGCUCCCCAACUAAACUCCAAUUCGCUCUUCACAAGACCAUACCUAUUACCGCUUCCACAAGACUAUGGCGUUCUACAAUGUGGUGGCAGACAGACGUACCAACCACGCUCCAUCUAUCCAAGCCAGCCGCAGUUGUUGGUUCCCCGACAAGUUCAACCACGUGGGUUGUUGGCGCGGCCAUGUGCCACAGCAACUGGAGCCAUACAAGCAGGUGGAUAUCUGAAUUCCAGACCAGUGUUUGACCACCAAACAAUUCUGCAGUCUUCGAAUAACGUUGUAGUUAGGCCAAAUGCAUCAAAUAUACUUGGUUCUCGUGUACAAACUCAAAAUGCGCCGUCACUUGUGCAUUCAAGCUAUAUCCCAAGUUUACCUGGCACAAGCAUCAGUGUAUAUAACCACUUUCUUCAUUCAUCUGCGACAGGCGAUAACUGCAAUGUACCGUGCCGACCAGUCAUAUACGAAACAAUACCAGAUGAACCAACCCCUGCGAGUGAACAUUGCGAAAAUGAUCGCGUUUCCGAGAAUGUUGAUGAUUCUAUUACAAUCCAGAGUAGUGCUGAGAACCCUGGGGAAUAUAAUGGUGAUAUUGCAGUCGGAUUUGCAAGUGUUGACGUCAUUUCUGAACGUGAGCAAGCCUAUUCUGAUGACGUAGAUGGCAAAACACCCCCAGUUACCAAGGGAACGCCACCAGGGAUGGAGGAAUGCAAUUGCAUUCAUACGCCUCCACCGAUCGUACGCACCCUCCGCCCGCCAUCUCAAAAUUUUUCGGCUAAACGAAAAACUCAUUUGGACUCGAAAACUGCUAUACUGAGUAGCCUGCGCCCAAUUCGGCCAAAGUCAUCGGUUCAGGGUAUUCCACUUGCUAUAUCGCCCUCUAACGUCACGAACCUGCCACCAUCUCAUACUGCAAGUCGUCGUGGACCGACUGCCGAUUUCAUACCAUUAAGGUGUAAUGACGUCAUACAGAGCAACAAUCCUGUGAACAUACCACCAACUUUUCAGCAAAUACAGCAGAAUAACUCGUUUUGUAAUCAGUUUCAAAACAUUUUGCCUGUCAACUCAUUGCAAAUCACCAACAGCAUGAUGACGACUCCCUCCGCCCCGGUUACCACGACGACGUCUUCCAACAUAUCACUGAAUCCGACCUAUAUUAGUCAGUCGCAGUCCUUCCUUCCACCAAUCGCACCAAUGCCACCGACGACUUUGUCAGCUCCUAAUGUUGUCAUGGCAACCUCCAUCACCGAAUCAGGUGCCCCAGUCCAGUGCAUCCCUGUACAAAUCCAACGUCCUAUAUCGUCACAGACACUACUGAACGCCCGACCUCCAAAUACGACGAUACGCCCACAACAGCGUCUACGCUGCCGCGUUAGCCGACGUCGGAAGAAAACGCCCUUGAGGUUACUGCUUAAGGAAACACACAGAAUGCCUUCUAAUAAGGGGAGUUCGCCGGAGACUGACAGCAAAGAAUUCGUUCGCCGAAAAGCCAAUGCACGGGAAAGGAUACGGGUCAAUAAAUUAAACAGUGCAUUUGAUUUGCUUCGUAGUGUCUUGCCAAAGGACCUCCUCAUGAAGACCGAACAUACCGGUAAGAGAGUUUUUAAAAUGAGCAAAGUGGAAACGUUACGAUGUGCUAUAUCUUAUAUGCAUAAACUUGAAAUGAUUCUGCGCAAACCGACUACGUCAGCAACGGGUCACGUGGUACCUCAGCUACAGUCGCGCCAAGAAGGAAUGAAGUACUUCAGUGUUGAGGAAAUGCCGCCACCAAUGAUGAUAUCCUACACUGGAGCGCCCUCUGUAGUCCAAGUAUUGCCGUCGAGAAAUGUAAGCAUUCUUCCAGCCCCGACACCAAUCGAUAACAACAACAACAACAACUCAAACAUUCCGGUUAACAACGACAGCUCCGCAAGCUGAACAUAACUCGAAGUUGCAGAAACAUUACAUAAUAUUCGUUAUGUAUAUCAUACGG